Molecule: messenger RNA, 906 nt
Organism: Prorocentrum cordatum
Lineage: Eukaryota; Dinophyceae; Prorocentrales; Prorocentraceae
Source: the annotation of a GenBank genome assembly
AGGAGGGAGUGAGGAGGAGGAGGAGGAGGAGCAGGAGGAGGAGGAGGAGGAGAAGGCGAAAGGAGAGGGGCAACUCUACCACUCUGACCUUCCUCCCACACAUCCCCUCCCGCACUUGGGAGGCCGCCGCUGGCGGCACGCUGCCACGCGCCCCCAGCCCGGCAAGACGGAAACCUGGCGCACACUUGAAACCUGUCGUGUGGCUGGCCGGCCGGCGGGCCCGCCGGCAAGGGGUGCCCCGGCUCGUGCCCGGCGGCGGCCGGGAAGCCCGAGCUCUUCCUCCGACCCCAUCUGCUCGGACCCCCUCUGGGAGGCCCAGGGACAGGGCGCACCCCGAGUGCUGCGCCCGCUUCCGCCCUGCCUGCCCGGCGCACCGAAUUCGGGCCCCGCUCUCGCUCCGGCGGCGAGACCAGGCGACGGAGGCCGCUCCUGGGAAGGCGCGGGCCCUGCGUCCGCGUGCUGCGGCCCGCGCCCUCUGCGAAGCCAGGGGUGCUUCUGAGCAGCCUUCCCCCUCCCCCUCCCUCUGCGCCUGGCUCGAGGAGCCGCGGGACCUCUGGAGCCCGACCGCCACCAGGUCGGCGGCCGUCGGGGAAGGAGGCGGCGCGAGAAGGGCAGCCUCCCGAGAGUAGGCGGCGAGCGAGGGGGGGAAGCUGCAUGACGACCCAGAGAGCAGCAAGGCCUAACAUUCAGCUUCAAGCGUGAUCGUCACACGAACGACGCUUCGGCAUGCGACUGGAAGCAGAAGUUCUAGGCCCAACGACCCUCUGAGAAACGCGGUAUCCCAAUCAAUAGGUUGACUCAGGCUUCCCGCGUCACUGGCACACGCCAUACACCUUGGAGGUUGUACCCCGGCCGCACGAUAUGCCGCACUCGCAUUGGUGACCCCACUCUUGCUUCGUGCAACUG